[Candida] anglica is the source of this 4833-nucleotide messenger RNA. Lineage: Eukaryota; Fungi; Ascomycota; Pichiomycetes; Serinales; Debaryomycetaceae. The record is from the annotation of a GenBank genome assembly.
UAUGAAUCGAUACAUAUAACCUUUGACCAUGCAAAUGCAAUCGGAAACGGUAAAUUCCGUCCUUGAUCGGUUGGCUGGUCUGACCGGCAGUAAUAUAGGAAGCGGUGGCAAUUCCAAAUAUCCUCAAUUACUAUGUCACUGGAACACUGCAUUUCUACAACCACUAGCUCCUCAUCAAGAAAAUGCUUUCAAUCCAUGUUUUGUAGCAUGGAUGUUUCUUGUCACCACUAUUAUACUAGGCUGUCUUAUUGGCUAUAGCUUAUUUGGAUCCAUUCAUAAGAAAAAAUAUGGUUCCCUUGCCCCAAAGAAUACCGGUCUUCAUCAUUAUAUUAGAAUUAAUUCUGUACUACUUCAAGGUCUUUUGUUUGCUUAUUUGACUUCAUACACCAAUAUUCAUGCAAGAUAUUCAGAUCUUAAAGUUGUUGCCUUUACAUUGACCACUUUAGUAUUGGUUUUCAUCAUUUUACCUUUACAUGUGAUUGAAACUUCGUAUAGAUGUACCCCCAGUCCUGGUUUAUUAGUCUUUUGGCCCAUUCAUAUGUCUCUAUUACUGGUUUUAUUUCUUCAAAAUCAAUACACAGAGUGGCCUGUUAUUUAUGGAGGACUGGAUUUACUGUUUGUUGCCAUUCAAGUCUUUUUAAUUGUCAAUUCUGGAUUAAUUAUUGGGAUGGAAUCCAUCACUUGGCAACCAACUCAUGCUCUUAUCCAUGAAUACACACUUGACGGACGUAAAAAUGAACUUUUGAAACCAAAUCUUUAUUCAAACAUCACUUAUACUUGGAUGAACCCUGUGAUUAAAAACGCAUACCUAAACAAAACUCUUUCCAUGGAUGAUUUACCGGAUAUUUCAAAUGAACUCACUGCAAAGUUAUCAACAACAAAGUUAAUCAAAUAUUGGGGGAAUGUUCAAUAUGAUGUGAAAAACUCAAGGAAAAACACUUGGCAAAUGUUCUUUUGUCUUACUAAAGCUUUUGGUCCUGUAGUUUUAUUGGCCUUCCUAUGUGAAAUUGGAAGUAGUUUGUUGAGUUUUGUUCAACCGCAAUUGUUGAGAUUAUUCAUUAGAUUCUUUGCUGAAAAGACAAGUAAUAAUGUGGAGAAUUUGGCUGGAACUGACAAUUCCCCUCCAAUUCUUUAUGGAGCUCUAAUUUCACUUCUCAUGUUUUCAAUUACUCUUCUUCAAACAUCGUUUAAUAAUCAAUACGUUCUCCUUAUUCUUAAGGCCGGACUUGGUUGUCGUUCUUCAUUGACUUCCUUAUUAUAUCAGAAAUCCCUUUGUCUUUCAUCCCAAGCACGGUUGGAAAGAUCUACAGGAGAUAUAGCUAACUUAGUUUCUGUUGAUGUAGAUCGAAUCCAAGCCAUCACUCAGAAUAUCCAGACACUUGUUGUUGCUCCUAUUGAGCUUAUACUUUGUAUUGUAUCGCUCUGGUCACUUCUUGGAAAAUCAACUAUUACAAGUAUCAUCACUUUAUCACUUUUAAUCCCUAUUAAUUCGUAUAUCAUUAGAUAUCUGAAAAGGUUAAGCAAGACUCAAAUGAAGUUCAAAGAUGCUAGAAGUAGAACCAUUAAUGAGAUAUUGUCAUCCAUUAAAAGUAUCAAACUCUAUGCUUGGGAAGUACCAAUGAAUGAAAAGCUUCUGGACAUUAGAAAUAACCAAGAACUUAAUAACCUUAAAAAUAUUCGUCGAGUGAAUGUUGUUGGUAAUUUUGUAUGGCAAGUGAUCCCAUUUUUAGUUUCGUUUGCCACAUUUGCCACAUUUGCAUUGACUCAAAAUACACCAUUGACUUCAGAUAUUGUGUUUCCAGCACUUGCGCUUUUAAACAUGUUAUCAAACCCCCUUUUAGCGCUCCCGGUGGUGAUAACUUAUCUUAUUGACGCAUCAAUCUCAUUAACAAGAAUCACUGAUUUCCUAGUUGCAUCAGAAAUCGAUCCAUUAUUGAUCAAUGAUUUACCCAAGGUUGAACAUUCUGGAGAAAUAAGUGUAAAAGUUAAGGAUACGGAUUUCUUGUUUGCCAGUGAAAAGUCCCAAAAUAGUACAGAUUUGGAAUCUUCCAUAUUUUCUCCGAAAUAUGCUCUUAAGAACAUUAAUUAUUCUGCCUAUAAGGGCCAAUUGUCAUGUAUUGUAGGAAGAGUUGGUAGUGGGAAGAGUUCAUUCCUUACAGCUUUAUUGGGCCAAUUGGAUGGAAAAGGGAGUCAACCUGGUACUGAACCUUUUGUGGAGAUCCAUGGAACUACUGCUUAUUGUGCUCAAUCUCCAUGGAUUAUGAAUGCCUCUGUUCGUGAUAAUAUUUUAUUUGGUCAUGAAUAUGACGAAGAAUUUUAUCAAUUAACAAUCGAUGCAUGUCAAUUAUUACCAGAUAUCGAAGUUCUUCCUGAUGGAGAUCAAACAUUCGUAGGAGAAAAGGGAAUUUCACUUUCUGGAGGUCAAAAGGCCAGACUUUCGCUAGCCCGUGCUGUAUAUGCCAGAGCAGAUAUUUACUUGUUAGAUGAUGUAUUGUCGGCAGUAGAUAGUCAUGUUGGAAGACAAAUUACUAAUAAGGUACUUUCACGUACAGGUAUUCUUCGUUCAAAGACAAUUAUCUUGGCAACUAACUCAAUUCUGGUUUUGAAUUGGGCGGAUGAAAUCUACCUCAUAGAAAAGGGAAGAUUAGUUGAAAGAGGAACUAUUAAGGAGGCAAGAACUUCAAGUAAUCCGAAGUUGGCAGCAUUAUUGGAAGAAUUUGGUAAAUCUGAAGGAGGCGAAAUAAUUUCAGAAACCGUAGAAACUGAUGCAGAUGAAAGCAUCAAGGAUGAAGAAGUUUUGAAUGAGGUUAAUGCCGACUCAGAUAGUUUAGAAACUUUUUACCCAGACACCGCUAAGGGUGCUGAGACAGCACUUCAGCUCACAAGAACAUUUUCUACCUCAACGCUACCAGGACCAGUUCUUGCCCCAUACCAGUUCAAAUCUAUUUCGUCUCUUGGUGUUAACGCUAGAACUACCCAAGAUGUAGAAAACUCCGCCAAGGGUAAAGUGAAAUGGAACGUUUAUGCUGCCUAUGUCAAUGCAUCUCUGAAAAUCGGUGUUGUCUUUUGGCUUACAUUACUCUUUUUCACAUAUUGUGCCUCGGUUUCAGGUAAUUAUUGGUUGAAGCACUGGGCUGAACUAAACUCGGAAAAUGGAAGUAAUAAUAAUGCAAUUAAAUAUGUUGGAAUUUAUGCAUUAUUUGGAUUUAGUUCCAGUUUGUUUGCUGUUUUAAGAGGUGCCUUACUUUGGACCUAUCUUUCAAUUAGAGCAUCACGUUCAAUUCACAAUAGUAUGAGUAAAAGUUUGUUCAGAGCACCAAUGUCCUUCUUUGAACGGACUCCUAUUGGCCGUAUCAUGAAUAGAUUUACAAGUGAUAUUAGUAAAAUUGAUGACACGUUACCAAGGGCAUUUAGUGGGUUUUUUGCUUCUCUUGUUUCAACAUUAUUUACCAUUGGAGUAGUGGCUGUUGUAAUUCCACCAUUUAUGAUUAUUGUGGUAAUUUUGUCAUUCGCUUACUUUCAUUAUCAACAAUACUAUGCUUCUGUUUCCAGAGAAUUGAAAAGAUUAGUUUCAGUUCUGAGAUCACCAAUCUAUGCACACUUUCAAGAAAGUUUGAAUGGUGUUGAUACUAUUAGAGCCUUCCAUCAAACUGAAAGAUUCAAGUAUUUGGAUGACUCCAAUCUUGAUUUCAAUUUAAAGAGUUUGUAUAUGUUGCGUUCCCUGAAUCGUUGGCUUUCAUCCAGAUUACAAUUUAUUGGAUCAAUUGCAAUUCUUUCUGCUUCUGCAUUACUGAUUUCCACUUUAAUAACUUCAAGCCCGCUUAGUGCAGGUACCGCUGGGUUUGUCAUGACGUACGCACUUCAAGUUACCAACUCUUUGAGUUUUGUCGUAAGAAUGUCAGCUGAAGUUGAAUCAACUAUAGUUGCAUUCGAGAGGUGUUUGGAAUAUUGCGAAUUGCCAGUUGAAGAGGAGGAAGAUGUAGAAUAUUUGAAGCCGUCUAAAAGUUUCCCAAGAGAGGGAGCUAUUUCAUUUGAAAAUUAUUCUACUAGAUACCGUAAAAAUCUUGACUUAAUCUUGAAAGAUAUUUCUUUUGAUAUUAAACCAAGAGAAAAGAUUGGAGUUGUUGGAAGAACUGGCGCUGGGAAGUCUUCUUUAACUCUCGGUCUAUUUAGAAUCAUCGAACCCGCAUCUGGUACUAUAUACAUUGAUGGGGUGGAUAUUUGUAAACUUUCAGUUUAUGAGCUUAGACAUCACUUGAGUAUUAUCCCACAAGAUUCUCAAGCGUUUGAAGGUACCCUUAGACAAAAUUUGGACCCAUUGAAUUUGCAUUCUGAUGAAGAGAUUUGGAAAGUUCUUGAACUUGCUCAUUUGAAAGAUCAUGUGAAUGAAAUAGAAGAAGAAUCAGAUUCCAAGUUGGAUGUUAAGGUUGCCGAAGGAGGAUCCAACUUUUCAGCGGGACAAUUACAACUUAUGUGUUUGGCACGUGCCUUACUUAACACUUCCAAGGUCAUUGUUCUUGACGAAGCCACUGCAGCAGUAGAUGUUCAAACUGACAAAAUCAUUCAAGAAACAAUCCGUAGUCACUUCAAAGACCGUACAAUUAUUACAAUUGCUCAUAGACUUGAUACAGUGAUGGACAGUGAUCGGAUUCUAGCAUUGGAUCAUGGAGAGGUUAAAGAGUUUGAUACGCCAGCAAACUUACUUGCUAACAAAGAAGGGAUAUUCUAUCUGUUAUGUAAACAAGGUGGAUAUAUUAAGGAUUAAGAGUCCUAUCUAUUGAAGAAGAAAAGUUUAAUAUUGUUUUAUAAAUGUAAAUAUAUUUUUGCAGCCAA